AGAAUUUCAGGUAGCCCAACUCCUAAUAUCAUGCCAAUAAUCACCUUGGAAUGUUCAAAUGUGCCAGUAUUUCUCAAUCAGAAAGCAUGCAGCAACAGUGCCAGAUGUCUAAUUCUAUUAUAUAACUUUAUGUUUUGGGGCAAGGGGGCAGGAAAAAUAGGAGACUCAAGAAUUACCAGCCGAGCACAAGAAAAAGAAAUUCCUUUCCCUUUGUUCUUCAUAAUUGCUGACCUUCCAAUAAACAUAGAUUGUUCCAUGUUUAUUGAGUUCCAAUCUCCCAAUUACAUGUUCAAAGGUCAAGUUGAUUGAACACAAGCCUUAGAAGGCAUGGCUGGGUUGGAAUCAAGAUAGAUCAGUCAGAUUUUUCAUAAGAAAAACUAUGAACUAAAGUACCAGUAAUGGACCUAGGCAUUUUAUCUUAUUCAAGGCUUAAACUCAUUUAAUUGUGUUCAAUCGAGGGCUGUGACAUAGCAGAUAACCAUUCUAAAUAAGUGUAAUAGUGACAAGAAAAGCACAAUUCUGGAAUGUAUACAUACUUCUUAAGGGGUUGUGGCUUUCUCUCAAGAGUAUCACGAGAGCCAGUAUACUGCACAUAUAGGAUGAGGAGUUUAAUGAUAACCUGUUUUCAUAAUAUCUGAGGGCUUGAAAAGUCUACAAAAGCAAAAAGUUAUUUUAAGAGAAUAAUAGAGCACCUUAGGUGGAAUAGCGGCAGCCACUAGACUAUUUUGCUUGAGAGUCUUUAGGCUACCAACAAUUGCUUGCAAGGUAACUAAAUCAUGAAGACAAAGGCUCUUUUUGCAAGCUGACAAACAUGUGGUAAUCUAAAACAAAAAGUACAGCCAAGUUAACAAAAAGAUAUAAACAGGUCCCAUUUAAUUGUGGAAGAAAGAAGGAUGAGCUUUUAGUAUACUUUACUGCUUACUAUGAUAGCCAGAAAAAUUAAACAUGGCAUUUAAAUUGGACUGUUGCAUAUUCUGGGAUUCCAUGUCAAUUGAAUACAUACCUGUAUUUCUUUUGUGAGGGAGUUCUGAAGCUCAUUCUGUACUUUGAACAGAGAUGCUAUCGUUUGUUUUGGUAAGGUUGAGACCAACAAGAAAAGCUACUUAACUUAUCUAGAUUCAUAUCAUUUCCAAGUAGAUCUGAUAUAGAUUUCAUGCCUUCAUCAAGGUUUGUUUCGAUAUCUUCAAGUCCCUUGUUUUGUUUAACAUGUAAGACAAUUGCAUAAAAUAUUCUUUGGUGGCUUUGGCAUACCAAUUAAAAAACCAGCCAUAGUAUUGCUGCUGUUACCAUUAGCUGCAGUGAGGCAUCCUCAGCAAUCAACUUCUGCCAUAUCCCAUCUGCUGAAGUAAAUUUGUGAAGAAACUUUAUUAACUAAUACAUCAUACAUAUUUCAAAACUCUUGUCUAUCUCAGUCCUUUACAAAACCAAAAUGAAGGAUAUUCAUUAUU
Molecule: messenger RNA, 1448 nt
Organism: Rubroshorea leprosula
Lineage: Eukaryota; Viridiplantae; Streptophyta; Magnoliopsida; Malvales; Dipterocarpaceae
Source: the annotation of a GenBank genome assembly